This is a messenger RNA of Hevea brasiliensis (rubber tree), 3725 nucleotides long. RefSeq names its product calmodulin-binding transcription activator 4. Gene Ontology annotation, cellular component: nucleus. Lineage: Eukaryota; Viridiplantae; Streptophyta; Magnoliopsida; Malpighiales; Euphorbiaceae. Gene Ontology annotation, biological process: regulation of transcription by RNA polymerase II. Gene Ontology annotation, molecular function: transcription coregulator activity; double-stranded DNA binding; protein binding. The record is from RefSeq and is a predicted model, not a curated record.
CUUGUACGUGCAAGCAGCAGGUUAAAACCCUGCUGCUUCUCAGUUUCUGGUUUCCACAAACCCACCUGGAGCCAUCGUCUUCUUCUUCGUUCUGUGACUCUGUCGGGUUAAGACGUUCAAAUCGUACGGCCAAAGUCGAAUCAAAAUAAAUAGAUUCUCUCUCUUUGUGUAUAUAAUCUUUUUUUGAGUUUCAACCGGUUAAACUCCGACCCAGUACAGGAUUGUCUCUCGUCUCGGAAUUAUGCUUCUUUACGGCCAUGACCUCGACGGUUUCCACAUGUAGCGGCUUAGCUUUGUUUCGUGCUUUAUCGUAGAUUUUGCCGAUACUUGAACUGAAGGAUGAGCGUCUCCGGUUCGCCUAUGAGCUCCAGGUGAGCUCUAGUGAAGUGAAGUGAAUUGAUUUCUCUGCAAUCCGUACGGUGCUAUCAUUUUGGGAAUCCGAUAUGUCAAAAUCAGGGUAUGAUAUUAAUGUUCUGUUUCAAGAAGCUCAAACGCGAUGGCUGAAACCUGCAGAAGUGCUCUAUAUAUUGCAAAACCAUGACAAGUACCAGUUUACCCAGGAGCCACCUCAAAAGCCAACUAGUGGAUCAUUGUUUCUUUUCAACAAGAGGGUCCUUCGGUUCUUUCGCAAAGAUGGUCAUGAUUGGCGUAAAAAGAAGGAUGGAAGAACUGUUGGGGAAGCACAUGAGCGACUUAAGGUUGGAAAUGUUGAGGCUUUAAAUUGUUAUUAUGCACAUGGAGAACAAAACUCAAAUUUUCAGAGACGUAGCUACUGGAUGCUGGAUCCGGCAUACGAGCAUAUUGUUCUUGUUCAUUAUAGAGAGAUUGGCGAGGGAAAGUCCACUCCUGGAUCUGCUGCACAGUCAUCACCACAGUUCUCUUCUGCUUUCAGCCCAAGGUCAACAUCACGUACAACUCAGAAUCGAGAUUCUACCUCUGCAGUUAGUGAUUUAUGUGACCCACGUCAGACUUCAUCCAGUCCAAGUUCUGUAGAAGUCAGUUCAGAGAUAGGCACCAAGGACAAUGGAUUAGAGACUACAACAGGGUAUACUAGUUCUGCAAAGGAUGAGGUUAGUCGAUUUUUGAGAAGUCUGGAGGAGCAGUUGAGUCUGAAUGAGGACAGCAUCGAAGAAGUUGAUCCGUUAUACAGUGAGCAAGGAACCAAAAAUGAUUCAGAACUUUUGGAAUUUGAAAAACAGAUCUCCAAGAAGGAUCACUAUGAAAAUUUGCUGCAUGGAUCCGAAUAUAUUGUGAAUAAGCAAUGUUAUGCUGAACCUCCUGGGUUUCAAAUGCAGAUCAACAAUCUUGUUCACCUUCAGUAUGCAGGUGAUAGUGGCAAAUACCAUCAAUCUGUACAGGAGCAUGCAGAUGGGAGUAAAGAAUCCAUGUCCUGGAAUGAAGUGUUAGAGCCCUGUAGAGUGUUAUCUUCUGUGGAGUACCAGGAAAAGCCACAGCCUUCUUUGAGGGAACCAGCUGAAGAGCAUGAGUACUCUCGUUGGCUAAAUUUCAAUGGAGCUAAAGUCAGAAAUUCUUCUGUAUUGCUGCCUCAAGAAGUUCAAAAUGUUGAAAUUCCUGCGUACUCUCCUGUCUUGGUAACUCAUGAAACCAAUCCUGACUACCAUCCAGUGCUAUAUGACCAAGGCCAGCUUGAAGUGCCAAUUGAAGCAGAUUCAAGUUUGACCAUUGCACAACAGCAAAAAUUUACAAUCCACGAAAUAUCCCCAGAAUGGGGUUUUACCUCUGAGGCUACUAAGGUAAUUGUUGUUGGAUCUUUUCUAUGUAACCCAUCAGAAUGUGCAUGGACUUGCAUGUUUGGUGAUACUGAGGUUCCCAUUGAAAUCAUUCAAGAAGGUGUUCUCCGCUGUGAAGCUCCUCCCCAUCUUCCAGGAAAGGUCACUUUCUGUAUUACUUCUGGCAAUCGGGAGUCUUGCAGUGAGGUCAGAGAAUUUGAGUAUCGAACUGAGAGUAGCUGUCCUCAUUGCAGCUUAUCCCAAAUGGAAGUUGCUAAGAGUCCAGAAGAGUUGUUGUUACUUGUCAGAUUUGUGCAGAUGCUUCUGUCUGAUUCCUUUUUGCAAAAAGAAGACAGCAUAGAAACAGGAACUCAACUACUGAGAAAAUUAAAAACUGAUAAUGAUUCAUGGGGUACUAUCAUUGAGACUCUCUUAGUUGGUAAUGGAACUUCGACCGGCACUGUUGAUUGGCUUCUGCAACAGCUUCUAAAAGACAAAUUGCAGCAGUGGCUUUCUUCCAAGUCCCAGGAAAGACAAGAUCAACCUAGUUGUACCUUGUCCAAGAAAGAGCAGGGGAUCAUACACAUGGUUGCUGGGUUGGGCUAUGAGUGGGCCUUGAGCCCAAUUCUCAGUCAGGGAGUCAAUGUAAAUUUCCGAGACAUUAAUGGAUGGACUGCUCUUCAUUGGGCUGCUCGUUUUGGAAGGGAAAAAAUGGUUGCAGCCCUUUUAGCUUCUGGUGCAUCAGCUGGGGCUGUGACAGAUCCAACUUCACAAGAUCCAGUUGGCAAAACUCCAGCAUCCAUUGCGGCCAACUGUGGGCAUAAGGGGCUUGCAGGUUAUCUUUCAGAGGUGGCACUAACAAGCCAUCUUUCAUCCCUUACACUAGAAGAGAGUGAGCUUUCUAAAGGAUAUGCUGAGGUUGAUGCUGAGAUAACUGUAGAUAGCAUCUCAAAGGGGAGUUUUGCUGCCAAUGAAGACCAGGUUUCACUUAAAGAUGCCUUGGCUGCAGUCCGAAAUGCAGCUCAAGCUGCUGCACGAAUACAAGCUGCCUUCAGGGCACAUUCUUUCAGGAAGCGACAACAGAGAGAAGCUGCUGUGUCUACUAAUAAUGUAGAUGACUAUGGUGUCAAUUCCGGUGAUAUUCCAGGGCUUUCAGCUAUGUCAAAGCUGUUCUUUCACAAUGCACGUGAUUACAAUUCAGCUGCUUUAUCCAUUCAGAAGAAAUAUAGAGGGUGGAAAGGUCGCAAGGAUUUUCUAGCGUUUCGACAGAAAGUUGUGAAGAUACAGGCUCAUGUGAGGGGUUAUCAAGUUAGGAAGCACUACAAGGUUUUCUGUUGGGCUGUUGGAAUUCUAGAGAAGGCUGUGCUGCGUUGGAGACGUAAAGGGGUUGGUUUGCGAGGUUUCCGGAAUGAGGCAGAGCCUAUUGAUGAAAGUGAAGAUGAAGAUAUUCUCAAGGUGUUCCGCAAACAAAAAGUUGAUGCAGCUAUUGAGGAGGCUGUCUCACGCGUGCUGUCAAUGGUUGAUUCUCUAGAGGCACGUAAACAAUAUCGUCGGAUGCUUGAACGUUAUCACCAAGCCAAAGCUGAACUAGUCGAGGCAAGUGAAGGAGCAGCAACUUCUCUGGCUGACAUGGAAAAUGAAGAUUUACCAUUUCCAGUAGGAGCAGCUUCUAACAAGCUAACUUAAGUUUUUACCUCCUUGACCAAUCUUAAAUUGCCUGCUACAGGGUUUCUGGAUUGAGUCUCUGUAUAAUGGCAUGCAUUCACCUUAGUUGUAAGUGAUUAGGAAUGAUAUGCACGUUUUCCCAUAUCAAUGCUGUAAUUGCUGCUUGUGAUAUAAAUAGUUUCCUAUGAGGUUGGUUUUGGUUUGUAUAAUCUUUCUGAUACUUAUGUGUCAGAAUGUCAUUCGUAAGGUGUAGCUUAAUCCAUAGCCAUUUUGAUCAUAAAAACAAAUGCAAAUUAAUCUAUGAAGCUUUUAUGAGGUGUUUUUCACUUA